Messenger RNA from Penicillium argentinense, 2016 nucleotides. RefSeq names its product S53 family peptidase. Gene Ontology annotation, biological process: proteolysis. Gene Ontology annotation, molecular function: serine-type endopeptidase activity; tripeptidyl-peptidase activity. The transcript has 8 exons. NCBI's taxonomy places the organism in Eukaryota, Fungi, Ascomycota, Eurotiomycetes, Eurotiales, Aspergillaceae. Bases 1 to 2016 code for a protein of 671 amino acids. The record is from RefSeq and is a predicted model, not a curated record.
AUGUUGGUCAGUCAAAUUCUUGCUGUUUUGGCUGCUGCGGCCUUUGUCGGCGCUGUCCCGGCUCCUCACGCUACGAAUCGUAGGCAUGUUUUGCACGAGAAGAGAGAACGGCUGUCUCAUGACUGGGUGAGAGGUGAUCGAGUUGAGAAGUCUGCUAUGCUACCGGUGCGAAUUGGAUUGACACAGAAUAAUCUGGAGAAGGGAUAUGAUUUUCUGAUGGAUGUCUCUAACCCGUCGUCAACGAGGUAUGGGCAAUAUUGGACUGCCGAUGAAGUACAUGACAUGUUUGCACCAUCGGCUCAAGCAGUUGAUCAAGUGCGAGAGUGGCUCCAUUCGUCUGGAAUCGAUCCAUCGAGGGUCGUCCACUCGGACAACAAAGGCUGGAUCGCAUUCGAUGCCUAUGCUCACGAGGCAGAAAAACUAUUCAUGACGGAGUUCUAUGAGCAUAAGCAUGUUGCGAGCGAGGGUAUGAAGAUUGGCUGUGAUAAAUAUCACGUUCCCGACCAUCUUCAGGGCCACAUUGACUACAUUACCCCAGGCAUCAAGUUGACACCCGUUGUGAAGAAACACAAGAAGACAAAGCGUGCCUCGCAUCUUGCCCACAGCAAGCCCAGUCUCGAGGGCGUCUUCUCAACCGAAGCAAAGUACUCAAUUCCAGCUAAGGCACUAUCCCUCUCCUCGGAUCUCCAGGGAUGUGGGUAUAACAUGACCCCGACCUGCAUUAAGGCCCUGUACGGGAUCCCGGAUGCGACCAAGGCAUCCAAGAAGAAUUCGCUGGGUCUCUAUGAGCAGGGCGAUUACUUUGCAAAGUCGGAUCUGGACUUGUUCUACAAGGACCAUGCGCGCUGGGUUCCGCAGGGUACUUAUCCUAUUCCUGCUUUGAUUGAUGGUGCAAAUUUCUCUGUGCCGUCAGACAGUUCGUUGAAUACGGGCGAAUCGAAUAUCGAUAUUGAUCUGGCGUACUCCCUGAUCUAUCCCCAAUCCGUGACUCUGUACCAGGUCGACGACCAGCUCUAUGAGCCUGAGGAAGUGGCAACAACCAACCUCUUCAACACAUUCCUCGACGCUCUCGACGGCUCAUAUUGUACAUACAGCGCCUACGGCGAAACAGGAAACAACCCCUCCAUCGACCCUGUUUACCCAGAUAACCGAGAAGGCGGCUAUAAAGGCAAACUCCAAUGCGGCAUCUACAAACCAACAAACGUAAUAAGCGCCUCCUACGGCCAAGCAGAAGCUGACCUCCCAGUGAGCUACACAAAGCGGCAAUGCAACGAAUUCAUGAAACUAGGACUACAGGGCCACUCAAUCCUCUUUGCAUCCGGCGACUACGGCGUCGCCUCCUUCGCCGGCGACGGCAGCGCAAACGGCUGUCUAGGUCCAGACCAAAAAAUAUUCAACCCGCAAUACCCAUCCAACUGUCCGUACGUGACAUCCGUAGGGGGCACGAUGAUCUACCCAGAUCAAACGGUCAACGACGAAGAGAGUGUCAUGCACGUCAAUCUCGGCGGGACGGCGAGCAAUUUCAGUUCAGCUGGCGGGUUCUCGAAUUACUUUCCACAGCCUGGCUAUCAGAAGAAGAGUGUUAAGAAGUACUUUGAGAAGGCGGGCCUUGAUUAUCCGUUUUAUGAGGAGUUGCAGGUUGAUGUUAAUUCGACGAGUGGUUUGUAUAAUCGGAUUGGGGGGGCUUAUCCGGAUGUCUCGGCGAAUGGUGCGAGGUUUCCGGCUUAUACUGGUGGGGUCAAGCAUCAUUAUUAUGGGGCUAGUCUUGCGUCGCCGCUUUUUGCGUCCGUUUUGAAUUUGAUUAAUGAGGAGCGGCUUGCUAAGGGAAAGGGUCCGGUUGGGUUCGUUAAUCCUGUUCUUUAUGCUCAUCCCGAGGUCUUGAAUGAUAUUACCAAUGGGACGAAUGCUGGUUGUGGGACUUAUGGCUUUAGUGCUAUUGAGGGAUGGGAUCCUGCUACUGGUCUGGGGACUCCGAACUAUCCCAAAAUGAAGGAGUUUUUCCUGUCCUUGCCGUGA